GGAGGCGGGGCCGGGCGGCUCCUCCUCGUCGGGAACUCGGGAUGACCUUGGCCAAGUCGCCGUGGCCCCCCGAGCCGCCGCCGUGGCCGCCCGGUGGGCCGUUUGGAGGUUUUGUGGUUCGGUGGCGGGAACCCCUGGAAGGAGCGGUGACUAGCAUGCAGAUGUUUGCACCCUGACUUGGCUGCCGGCUACUGACAUGGCCCACCGGGGUGGGGAGAGGGACUUCCAGACUUCAGCCCGCCGGAUGGGGACCUCCCUGCUCUUCCAGCUUUCAGUGCAUGAGCGGGAACUGGACCUCGUUUUCCUGGAUCAUAGCUAUGCAAAGCCAUGGAGUGCCCACCCGGAUGCCAGUAGUGCCCGCCCCACCCGCAUGCUCUUUGUAACGCCCCGUCGGCAGCAGGAGAAUACUAUUGAAUCAGACGUUCCAAUAGAUGUGGAGACGGUCACGUCAACUCCUGUUCCACUCUAUGACAAUCAGAAGGCACGAAGCGUGAUGAAUGAGUGUGAGCGGCAUGUUAUCUUCGCCAGGACAGAUGCAGAUGCCCCUCCCCCACCAGAAGACUGGGAAGAACAUGUCAACAGGACUGGCUGGACAAUGGCUCAGAACAAGCUGUUUAACAAGAUCCUCAAGGCCCUGCAAUCUGACCGGCUUGCACGCUUGGCCAAUGAAGGGGCUUGCAAUGAGCCUGUGCUACGUCGUGUUGCUGUGGACAAGUGUGCAAGGAGGGUGCGGCAGGCUCUGGCAAGCGUAAGUUGGGACACCAAGCUGACCCAGUGGCUGCACACCACCCUGGUGGAGACCCUGAGCCUGCCCAUGCUGGCGGCGUACUUGGAUGCGCUGCAGACACUGAAAGGGAAGAUCCCAACUUUGAUCGACCGGAUGCUUGUGUCAUCCAACACAAAGACUGGGGCUGCAGGAGCGGAGGCCUUGUCACUCCUCCUCAAGAGACCCUGGGAUCCUGCUGUUGGUGUGCUUUCUCAUAACAAACCAAGUAAACUGCCUGGUUCUCCUUUGAUUCUCAUCGCCUCCUCUGGUCCCUCCAGCUCCGUGCUCCCCGCCUCACGCCGCCAGCGCUUCUGGCAGUCGCAGCUUUCCUGCUUAGGCAAGGUCAUCCCUGUAUCCACCCAUCUGCUGAACAGUGGUGGUGAGGUAGGAGUUCUGCAGUGCCUUGAGCACAUGAUUGGGACAGUGAGAAGCAAAGUGCUGGAGAUUCACAGCCAUUUCCCACACAAACCCAUCAUCUUGAUUGGAUGGAAUACUGGAGCAUUGGUGGCUUGUCAUGUGUCUGUGAUGGAGCACGUCGCUGCAGUUGUCUGUCUUGGGUUUCCUCUGCUUACUGUGGAUGGCCCCCGGGGGGAUGUGGAUGACCCACUCUUGGAUAUGAAGACUCCAGUCCUCUUUGUCAUUGGUCAGAAUUCUCUACAGUGUCACCCUGAAGCCAUGGAGGACUUCCGGGAAAAGAUUAGAGCAGAAAAUAGCUUGGUGGUGGUUGGGGGAGCUGAUGAUAAUCUCAGAAUAAGCAAAGCAAAGAAGAAGUCAGAAGGGUUAACGCAAAGCAUGGUGGACAGAUGUAUUCAGGAUGAGAUUGUGGACUUCCUGACUGGGGUGCUCACCCGUGCUGAGGGUCAUGUGGGUUCUGAGCCCCGGGAUCAGGAUGCUGAGAAGAAGAAGAAGCCCCGGGACUUGGCCCGAAGAGACUUGGCUUUCGAAAUUCCUGAGCGAGGCAGUCGACCUGCUUCCCCAGCUGCCAGGCUCCCCACAUCCCCCUCAGGCUCAGAGGAUCUUUCCAGUGUGUCCAGCAGCCCCACCUCUAGCCCUAAGACCAAAGUGACCACAGUCGCCUCUGUCCAGAAGUCCAGUCAGAUUGGAACUCCCCAGCUGCUGAAAAGACAUGUGCAGAGAACGGAAGCUGUGCUGACCCACAAACAAGCCCAAGCACAGUUUGCUGCUUUUCUGAAACAAAACAUGCUGGUGAGGAAAGCUUUUCCUCCCGGCGCCUCCUCCUGUCUCUUUGUUCCCAUUUCAUCAGAACCAGUGGAGGAAGCUGAUAAAGAGGAGCUUAGGGUCCAGCUGAAGCGGCACCAUCCUUCCAGUCCUCUUCCUGGCGCAAAGCCCUCCAAGCGACCGAAGAUCAAAGUGUCCCUGAUCUCCCAAGGGGACACAGCUGGAGGGCCAUGUGGAACGCCUGAAGCUACUGGAGGGAAGCCCAUCACCAUGACACUGGGGUCUUCAGGAGCCAAGGAACUCACGGGACUUCUCACCACUGCCAAGUCAGGUUCUUCUGAAAGUGGAGUUACAGCCAGUGCAGCCCCGUCUGUGGCUUCCAGCAAUGCCACACCUAAUGCCAUCCAUACACUGCAGAGCCGCUUGGUGGCCACUUCUCCAGGCAGCUCCCUUCCAGGGGCCGCUUCAGCCAGCAGCCUCCUCCAAGGCCUCAGCUUCAGCUUGCAGGAUAUUAGCAGCAAGACCGCUGGCGUCCCAGGAAGUCCCUCCCCAGGGCCAGCCCCACAGGCCACUGGCGUGAAAUUGUCAGCCCCCAUGCAGAGUCUGGGUGCCAUCACGACAGGCACAAGCACCAUUGUCCGUACCAUUCCUGUGGCCACCACUCUCUCCUCCUUGGGUGCCACUCCUGGUGGGAAGCCCACUGCCAUCCACCAGCUGCUGACCAAUGGGGGCCUCGCUAAGUUGGCAAGCAGCCUACCUGGCUUGGCUCAGAUUUCUAACCAAGCAUCAGGCUUAAAGGUCCCCACCACCAUCACCCUGACGCUCCGUGGCCAGCCAAGCAGAAUCAGCACAUUAAGCCCUAUGGGCUCAGGAGCAGCACCAUCCGAGGAGCCCAGCUCCCAGAUGCUGCCGUCUAGCUCACAGCGCCUGCCUCCAGCACCCUGAAUAUGCCAGCAAUAUGUCCUCCUUACCAGGUUGGUGACAGCUGCCUCAAGGUGAACCGUGUGGUCCUGCUGAGCCGUCUGGAGUGUCUGAAGAUGUCCUUAAGACAGUCAUUGUCACCUUUCUACCAGCUGUCUUUGGGGUUGGGCCUCUGGGUCUUGAGAAAGUGUUAGACCGGAUGAUACAGUACAGCAAGGGGAGUACUAUCCAGGGCCUGCUAGUUGGUUCCUCAGAUCCCCAGCAGGACUGGCCACCUGUGGGCUGUUGGAUUUUCUAGCCCAACACUGAUGGAAUUUGACCCCAGUGUCAGUAUAGAACUGCUGGCUGCAGUGUCAUAAUGAAGGCAGGGAGAGCUGGGCUGUCGGCCUUCAGCCCUUAGCUGCUCCAAGAUGUGGGGAGCGGUGGUUACCAGGAGAAAGCUAGCCCCUUCCUCUUCCUCACUGUGUUUGUACACUUCCUUGUACCAGAGAGCCUGUGGGUUCAAAAAGACUGAAGAGGAGGGAUGAACAGCAGAGGAAAUGAUUGGCAAGACGUGCCCACAGACCCUGUGCUGCUGACAGUUUGGGCUUGGAGCUUUGCAUGAUAUGAGGAUGUAAGAGUAGCUAGAGAAAUGGGAUUUACCUUGUCCAAGGGAGACCCUGAAUCCCUGAGAGCCCUGUCUGGGGGCGGCGAUGCGGCAGGUUGACCAGCUACCAUGCUAUAUCUGCUUUAGGAAGCUUGGGGCAGUAGGACAGUGAAGACUGUGCAUUGGAAUUCGUUUCCUUUCCUUAGAACCUUGUCUUUCUGCUUAGAAGUAGGAAGGUUGUUGCAGUGACUACUGUGUGCGGCUCUGGUGCCGGCCUGAGCCUUACAGAUCAUGGAUUCUGGUGAUGUGGGCCCUGGAGGUGGAGCUGAGCCUCUUGUUUCCUGUUACGCUGUGCAGGUGUAGCGUGGGGUUUGGCUUUGUGUUUGGUUCCACAGCAGGCUCCUUUCCUUUUCAUACUUAGAAAGUGUCUGCCAAGAAAAGAAAGGAACUCAAGUGUGAUUUUGUUCACAGGCCACAUGCAACUACAUCAAAGCCCUCUCACCUGUAAUUUGAGUGGACACAUGGUGUUGAAGAGCCUCAGGUCAGAGAUGUGUGAUAGGAGUAAGGAGGUCUCCAAGCUCCACACCACACCUUGGCUGUGGAGCAGCAGUGGUUCACAGUGGGGCUGUAUUCUGAAAUUCAGAAGGUGCUCAAUGAAUUUGAGAAGCUAUGGAAUCUAGCAGAGGCCUCCAGUACUGGGGCCUUGAUAAUGUCAUAGGUCAGAGCAUAUAACCACCAAAAGAGAGGAUGAGACUGGGGCUUUGGGAAAGUUUUAGGAAUCAUUAAGGUUGGCAGAGGGGCCUGAAUAACCCUUUGUGACUUAGAAGAAUAGCUUGAACAACCCUGGAGGGGCUGCUACUGAAAGAUGCUGCCCCCGAGUUCUGGAACCAAAGAAAACACAUAUCCUGCUUUGGUGGUGAAUGUGUGCAUCCCAUGGGUGACUUCUGAGGCCUGGCCUACAUACCCUGAAGAACUGCAGAACUGAGGAAGGGGAGCUACAGUACACUGACCUUCACCUUGGAGGGAACUCACCAACAAGGAAGUGGCUGGAGGCUGUAGAUCACAUCCUCAGGUCCCAUCUCAAACUGCACUGCUUGGAAUGUGGAGAGAUGCUUCACCUUACCCACCUCGUGGCAGACUUGAGGGCGUAGCCUCAGAAGGUAGUACUCUUGUGAGUAUGUGGAAGGAUCAGGAAGGCUUUACUCUCGGACAGCAGAGGGGUUGUAUAUGCCCCGUGGAAGGCGUCACUGAGGGCAAAGACUUGUCUUCCUUUGGUUGUAUCGCUGUAAAAAUUUGGGGUGGAUGAAUUCAUAGAAGUGAGCCAGAGUUAUGGUUCUGAUCUUACGUUAGCAAAAAGAAUAAAAAAACAAACAAAGCAUUCAA
Psammomys obesus (fat sand rat) is the source of this 4835-nucleotide messenger RNA. RefSeq names its product KAT8 regulatory NSL complex subunit 3 (gene Kansl3). Gene Ontology annotation, cellular component: NSL complex. The record is from RefSeq and is a predicted model, not a curated record. Bases 197 to 2890 code for a protein of 897 amino acids. The transcript is spliced from 22 exons. NCBI's taxonomy places the organism in Eukaryota, Metazoa, Chordata, Mammalia, Rodentia, Muridae. Gene Ontology annotation, biological process: positive regulation of transcription by RNA polymerase II.